Mugil cephalus (flathead mullet) is the source of this 789-nucleotide messenger RNA. RefSeq names its product histone H2B 1/2-like. Gene Ontology annotation, molecular function: protein heterodimerization activity; DNA binding; structural constituent of chromatin. The transcript has a single exon. The record is from RefSeq and is a predicted model, not a curated record. NCBI's taxonomy places the organism in Eukaryota, Metazoa, Chordata, Actinopteri, Mugiliformes, Mugilidae. Gene Ontology annotation, cellular component: nucleosome. The coding region runs from base 38 to 409 and encodes 123 amino acids.
GCUCACUUCAUCUCGAGAACAAUCGAAGUAAGACGUCAUGCCUGAUCCAGUGAAAGCACCCAAGAAGGGCUCCAAGAAAGCCGUCUCCAAGAGCGUGUCGAAGACCGGCAAGAAGAAGAGAAAGACCAGGAAGGAGAGCUAUGCCAUCUACGUGUACAAGGUGCUGAAACAGGUCCACCCUGACACCGGUAUUUCCUCCAAAGCCAUGGGCAUCAUGAACUCGUUCGUCAGCGACAUCUUCGAGCGGAUCGCCGGUGAGUCCUCUCGUCUGGCUCAUUACAACAAGCGCUCCACCAUCACCUCCAGGGAGAUCCAGACCGCCGUCCGCCUGCUGCUGCCCGGUGAGCUGGCUAAGCACGCCGUGUCUGAGGGCACCAAGGCCGUCACCAAGUACACCAGCUCCAAGUAGACUCCCGGUCUACACACCAACACAAAGGCUCUUUUAAGAGCCACUCACUCCACCUCAAGAGAAUUGUUUCCUUGUUUUAAAUGGAAAGUACUUAACUUGUUCAGUGAUGCGUAGCAAAAAUAUGUUCAAACAUAUCGGUCAUUAAACGUGUGAACUGCCACAAACGUUUAUAUUGUAUUGGUUGUCCUCAGUUAUAAUGUGAUUGUGCUGUACUAGCUUUUAGUGCUAUUAUCUAAACCCACAGGCCUGAAUUAGAAGACGAUGUACUCGGCUCUCGAUUACUAUGUACUGUAUUACUAUGACCUAACAGCAGAUGGCACCAAUGUGCCGAAAUUGUACUUAAAUUAUUGAAAAUAAAACAAAGGCGUUGUCAGAGCAAA